Molecule: messenger RNA, 243 nt
Organism: Coniosporium apollinis CBS 100218
Lineage: Eukaryota; Fungi; Ascomycota; Dothideomycetes
Exons: 1
Coding region: 1-243 (80 amino acids)
Source: RefSeq, a predicted model, not a curated record
AUGAAGUUCAUGGAGUGGGGUCAUGAGAGGGUGAUAGAGGUCGAUGGGGAAGACGGGGAGUAUGACGAGUAUGUGAAGGUGGAGAGGGAAGGGGAGGAUGAGGAUGGGAGGUGGACCAUGGGUGAGAAACCCGAUGACCUGGCGCUUGUCAUCGAAAAGGGUGAGGCCGAAUUUGAGAUUGGAUACGCCGUCGGGCCACUUAAUAUUCGGACAAAGAUCUGUGAGCAAUUCGAUCAACCAUAA